AUGGCCUCGACCGCCACCGCUGCAGCGGCAGCCAUGGCCACAAUGCCAUCGAUUGACGAAGCAUGGCAAGUUGCGCAAAAGCUACGCGCUGCCAUCCAGAAGGAGCUCGAGCAAGUUCAAAAGGUGACACUGGGCACUACCGAGCUCGCCCGGUUCGAGAAGGUCGAGAAACUGAUGGAGAACUACCGCCUCGCUUGUAUCGAGACAAUUUGGCCCAACAUCCGUGCUGCGAAUGACAAGGCCGCCGAGGAUGUCCUGUGGCAGACCCAUACCCUGGUUACCAAGGCUUACCGGAAGGUGCUCUCGAGACUGCAAGGCAACGACCACGUCGUGUUCCGGCGAAAGCUCGAGAAGGUCUAUGCCAACUAUCUCAAGACGGCACAGUACUUCUACAGGGGCUAUCUCCAAAGGGUCUGCGCACGUUACAACAUGAACGACCUCCAGCGCAUCGCUCGCCGGGCUGAGCUCGAGGAGAUGCCCGUGCCAGACAAGGACAAGGUCAAUGCUGCAGCUGCGGGUCUUGAAGACGUUGUCAGGGGAUCGUGCCAUAAGACGCUCAUCUAUCUCGGCGACUUGGCACGAUACCGCACACUCCUACGCUCCAAGGACCGCCAAUGGGACGGUGCUCUGGCCUACUAUCUCUUGGCCAACGAACUCAUUCCCGACUCCGGAUACGGCCAUCACCAGUGCGGCGUCAUCUAUGUUGAGACGGAGGACCAUCUCCAAGUGGUCUACCACCUCUACCGCGCCCUAGCUUGCGCCGUGCCGCACCCAAAUGCUCCGACUAACCUUGAGCGCGAGUUUCGUGAACUCCAGAAACGGAAAAGCUUCACCACUAAACAUGCGCUGGUAACGUGGUUUGUCAAGCUCCAUGCAUUCUACUCCCAGGGAACCGAAUUCACCGAGCGUAAGGAGCUGGAGCGCGAGGUUGACCACCGGUUCACCAUCGCCUUGAAAACUGGGACUGGAUAUGGCUCAGACACCGAUUUGCUCAAGUUGGUCCUCAUCAAUAUUACGGCAUACGUCGCCGCUCAUAAGAAGAUUCAAGAAAAAUGGACCGAGGAGGGUUCCCAAUCCUGCCAGUUCAUUCUCCUGCUGAAUGUUCGCACUAUUCACGGCAUCGCAAGUCUGCUCGGAGAGGAAAUCAAAGGCAUCAUCAAUCGCAGCAGUGCUGAGGCCGCCGCUGACGCCUCCGGAUCUUCCUCCGCCUCAAAGACUUCGACCAAGUUCACAGUCGCCUUCAACCGCGUCCUUCCGCUUCUGCGCGUCUACAUGGCAUGGCUCUGCUUCUACAGCUCAGAGUUGGUUCGUUUCCGGCCUUAUCUCGAACCGCAGUUUGGGGCCAUGUGCAAGUCAUUGAGCAUCACGCUCACUCUGUUGUUUGAACUGUUGGCGAGCGACCAGCAGCUCGGAAACACCGUCUCGUGGCGAUUUCCCGAGGAUGAACUCACUCUGGGUAUCCAGUGCCUGAAUGGACCAGAGCUUCACGACGGCUGCCAGCUCUAUUACGAUGCUUUCACCCGCCAGCCCAAGCCACGCCGUGAAGACGUCUCUGGUUCUGCCGAGCGCACCGAGGAUGACGUUACCUUCACCCGUGCCUUGGAUGUUUUACUGUGCGCCCUUGACCUGUCGGCCACAGAGUCAGAUUUUCCUCUUAUCAAUUCCGCGACCAGGAAGGAGUCCCGGGAUCUCACGACGUUCGAGUAUCUUGAAGGUGGCAAGCCCGAGCCUACUGCAAAUCCGCCACAAAUUCAGCAUUCCAUUCCGACACCUCUUCCCACCGAGAUCGAGCAGACUCCCCAACGCCCCGUGGUGGUCCCAAAUCCCAGCGGGUCUAACGAGCUCUCCGAGGAUAAGGAGUUCCACGGGCCUGGUCUGCGGCAUACUGCUGGCAACGGAAUUCGCAAUGAUGGAGUUCCAGUAGCUGCUCAACCGGCACCAAUCGCGUCGGUUUCCGAAUUCCUUAUCGAUCGGCAGAUGUUCAAUAUUCUGAAUGACUUCAUCAACCCGCCGGAAUCCGCUCCCGUGGCCAAACAGGACAACACCACGCGCCCUCCUGCGCGGAUGAGCCGGUACGGCAUGGGCUCUCCAGCAGUGGCUGAAGUCUUCGGAGCCGGAGCUUCAAGCAGCCCUGUGCCCGGCUCGGCUGGAGGCAAGGCGUUCCCGACCCUGCCCUGGGAAUACUUCUACAAGCCGGCACCCGUUGACUCGGCCCUGCGCAAACCGAGCAUCAAUGGCGCGGGCACUGUGUGGGAAGCUGGAGGCACAGUCUUUCCACGCCCGACAAGCUCCGGAAAUGCAGCUCAACUUAUGAGCGCAGCCAUCAAUCGCAAUCCGUUAGAACCCGAAACUCACCAGAGGCAUGAUAGCCUAGGCCGGGCAAGACUCGUCGAUAGCCAGGCGGAGGCACUCCAGUCCUUGGACUUGGGGUUGGACCAAGCCAACCAGCAACACCAGGGCUCCGCGGCACGAGGAGCGUGGUCCAGUGCGCUCGCCGAAAGCUCGACCCCUGCACGCGGGCAACAGAAUCUUUGGGCUCCGCCGGCAUGCCCGUGGCAAACAACCUACGGCCAGAAUGGGGCGGCCGCUGGCCGGGUGCCCAACUCGCCGUUCUCAACGCUCAACUUCUCGGCCAACACCUCGAGCCUUCCGCAAGUCAACAACCCAUGGGGUUUGCCCACGACGGCGCAGCGACUCUGCGCCGCGCAGUCUCCGGCUGACGCCAACCAGCUCGGCGGCGGCUACCCCAGCGGCUCAGUUCCGUCCCGGCCAGGAAGCAGAUAUGCGAGCGACUAUGCCACCGCCAUGGCUAAUGGGAAAAACUCGCGGGAUAAUGCGAGCGCCUGGUCUGACGCCCACCACACCGGGACCGGCUCGAGCCAACCGGAUAUUUGGGGCCCGCCCAUUUCGCAGCCCGGUGGGGUGGACGACAAGACUUUCGGAAAGGCCAUGGUGCAGCAGAGUAUGCCGAAGCGCUGA
This is a messenger RNA of Parathielavia appendiculata, 2979 nucleotides long. RefSeq lists its product as uncharacterized. Gene Ontology annotation, molecular function: protein binding. The record is from RefSeq and is a predicted model, not a curated record. Bases 1 to 2979 code for a protein of 992 amino acids. The transcript has 4 exons. Lineage: Eukaryota; Fungi; Ascomycota; Sordariomycetes; Sordariales; Chaetomiaceae.